Molecule: messenger RNA, 1302 nt
Organism: Ramularia collo-cygni
Lineage: Eukaryota; Fungi; Ascomycota; Dothideomycetes; Mycosphaerellales; Mycosphaerellaceae
Product: related to glu/asp-tRNA amidotransferase subunit A
Exons: 2
Coding region: 1-1302 (433 amino acids)
Source: RefSeq, a predicted model, not a curated record
AUGGCAGCCGAACCAUUUCGCUUGACCGCAGUACAAGCUUUGCAAGCAUUCAGUGCUGGCACUCUUACUGUCGAGCAAUAUGCAGAGUCACUGCUGGGACGCAUCAAAGAACGAGACCCUGUUGUCAAUGCAUGGGCCCACAUCAAUCCUUCGCAGGUGUUGGAACAGGCUAGAGCGUUGGACAAGCUCCCCAAAGACCAACGAGGUCCUUUGCAUGGCGUCGCUGUGGCCAUCAAGGAUGUGAUAUACACCAAAGGUCUACCUACUCAGCACGGUUCUCCGAUCUACCAAGGAGAUCAGCCAGAAGUGGACGCAGGCAGUGUUAUGAUGCUUCGUCAAGCAGGUGCUCUUAUCCUGKGAAAGACUACAACGACUGAAUUUGCCGCGACCACCGUUGGUACCAAAACAUCGAAUGCACACGAUCCAACGCGGACUCCUGGAGGCUCCUCGUCCGGCUCAGGAGCAGCUGUAGCGGAUUUUCAAGUACCACUCAGUCUCGGCACCCAGACUGGAGGCUCAAUGAUCAGGCCGGGAAGUUUCAAUGGAAUCUACGCUCUGAAGCCGACGUGGAAUUGUAUCUCACGCGAGGGACAGAAGAUAUACAGCUUGAUCCUUGACACUCUUGGUUUCUACGCUCGAUCUGUGGAGGACCUGGAACUUCUUGGGGAUGUAUUCGGUGUGAAAGACGAUCAAAAGCCAGAGCCUUUUACAAACGGGCUCAAAGGCUCGAAGAUCGCUUUCCUCAAGACCAUGGUUUGGGAUCACGCUGGCCCCGGCACGCAAAAGGCUUGGGAAGACGGCAAGCAGUCCCUCCGAGAUGCUGGAGUCGAAGUGGAGGAUAUCGAGUUCCCCGCUGAAUUUGCGAAACUUCCUGAUUGGCACACUUGUGUCCUCUUUUCCGAUGGCAGGGUUGGGUUCCGACCAGAUUACAAGACGAACAAAGCAGGAUUGGACUCCUCUCUGAUCGAUCAUGUUGAGGAGAAGCACGGCUACACCCGAAAGCAGUAUCUCGAAGCUUUCGACGGGAUAUCCGCUCUGCGUCCAAAGUGGGAUCAAAUCGCAGACCAAUAUACUGCUGUCGUCGUACCUUCUGUACCAGAUGAAGCUCCCAAGGGGCUGGAGAGUACUGGAAGCGCAGUGUUCCAGGGCAUUUGGACUGGACUGCAUGCCCCUAUCAUCAACAUACCUGGCUUCAAGGGAGAGAAUGGAAUGCCGGUUGGACUUAGCCUCACCACUGCCCGCUACAAGGAUCAGGCAUUACUUAAUGUCGCGAAAGAGGUCAGCAAGAUAUGGGUGAAGUAG